This is a messenger RNA of Physcomitrium patens, 1820 nucleotides long. The record is from RefSeq and is a predicted model, not a curated record. NCBI's taxonomy places the organism in Eukaryota, Viridiplantae, Streptophyta, Bryopsida, Funariales, Funariaceae.
GAGCUGUUGCACCUCGGUUCAGAAUUUUCAUCUCUAGCAGGCAACGCCAUCAUCCUCUCCUCACUGGUGGGUUUUCCUCGAAUAUUUUUGUCGCCAUGUCUGUCACCGAAUUAGUCAUUUCACGCUGCAUGUCCAAGUCCCGUCGAAUUUUGCAUCGAACAAGUGUGAUUCUCAGUCAAGGUGUGAUGAAUCACAUGCAUUUUGUGGGAGCACUGGAAGAUAUUUGAAGGCCUCUCUUCUGGACCUGCACCAUCACUGUGACGUGAUCGGUGAACCUACACCAACAUUUGUGCCUGGAGGAAAGCGGAAGGUGGGAUUCGCUGUCGCAACAAGGGUCUGAAAGAAGACCCAGAUGAGCUGGCGACAGCGGUGGCUUUCACUGGAGCCCGAAUAUCAGUAGAAUCAGGUGAUUCUAAAACGUGAUGUUCUAGGAAAAUGAACAAUACAACCCUUACAGAGGGUAUACCAGACUUUCGUAGUCGAGGAGGUCUUUGGAGCAAGUUUGAUAAUUUUCAAGCAAGGCCAGAACUCUUCUGGGAGAUGUCAAGGGAGAUGCCAGCCACUGUAGAUAAGGCGCAGCCAAACCAACACAUGUCACCCUUGCAGAGAUGGAAAAAGAAAACCUUCUAUCCUGUGUCAUAACACAAAAUAUUGACAACCUUCAUAGGGCAUUCAAAGAAAAAAUCGUCUAUCUUGUUUUCAGUUGGAGCAUUGAGAUUCAAGUAGAUGCCAAGCUAUUGUCGUAGAGGCUUCAUCAUGUUGGGGUAGGGGGAGAGAGUACACGGCAAAAUAAGAUAGCUUGUAUCUCAGAAACAGCUAUCACAUAACUUCGAGGGAAACCUGAUCAAGAUAAUUUCUCUUCUAUUUAAGAUGAACAUUAUGCCAAAAUCUCUGUUCAUCUUUACAACAAAGAUAAACUGACCUGCUUAAGUCUGGAAGCUUAUCAAGUAAUUGUUAACUGAUCGUCUUGACAUGCUCUUACAGCAAGCAGGAAGUCAAAAAGUGUUCGAGUUCCAUGGCAAUGCCGCCAUAUCAAUAUGCAUGAUGUGUCAUGAACAAAUUCCCACUCUUGAAGCAAUCGGACAACUCCAAGGCCAAGAUUCAAAAGUGCCAAAGUGCAAGAUUUGUGAUGGAGAAAUGAAAAUGGAUGUUGUUCUGUUUGGGGAAGAGAUUGCAGAUUCAAUAGUAGAAGGGGCCAUGGCUGCAGCAAUUAUUGCUGAUGUAGUCUUGGUUGUUGGCACAUCGCUGACGGUGUCACCAGCCAACAUAGUCGUAGAAUUUUGUCGAAAAAGGAUUGGAAGAGUGAUUGUUGUGGAUCCGGACCCUAAUGUUAGACGUCAUGUGGAUCUGCUGCUUUGUGGAAAAGCUGGAAGCGUGCUGCCUCAACUUCUACAAGCUUGUGUUUCUACUCGCAACGUCGUUACUACUUGACUCUUUCCAUAUUCUUAUUGUUCUUUGUGCAUAACGCAGUUCUUGCAAAGCCUUGUCCGACAUAGUGGCUAGAGCCAUAGAUGAUUUUCAUGACGAGUCCGAGAGACUAUCUUAGCAUAUCUGCACUCUUUGUGGUAUUUUCAAGAAAAGGAAAGAGCUACGAACACAGUGAUUCAAUGGGUUGGUUGUCGCUUUCAAAUUUAUAGCUUAUUACUUUCUUAUCCAACCCAACUUUCAGCAACAAAUUAUCAACUGGUGUACCUGGGCAUCUGGGACUAGAUGCGGCUCUCAUGGUGAGUCCCAUUUCAUCGAUCCCCAUCACCAAAAAACGUGUUCAUCGCAAACUUGGUCAUGGGUUGCGUUUUCAAAAGGCCUCGGCAUUUCCUCUU